AUGGCUCCCAAGAAGUCCAAGUCCGACGCCCAGUCCAUCGGCGCCAAGCUUGCCCUCGUCAUCAAGUCGGGCAAGGUUGUGCUGGGCUACCGGAGCACCCUCAAGGCGCUCCGCAGUGGGAAGGCCAAGCUCAUUCUCAUCGCCGCCAACACUCCUCCGCUCCGCAAGUCCGAGCUCGAGUACUACUCGAUGAUGUCCAAGACCUCGGUCCACCAUUACAGCGGCACCAACAUUGAGCUCGGUACCGCCUGCGGCAAGCUCUUCCGCUGCUCUACUAUGGCCAUCCUGGAUGCUGGUGACAGUGAUAUUCUCAACGACCAGCAGGCUUAA
Molecule: messenger RNA, 330 nt
Organism: Canariomyces notabilis
Lineage: Eukaryota; Fungi; Ascomycota; Sordariomycetes; Sordariales; Chaetomiaceae
Product: L30e-like protein
Exons: 5
Coding region: 1-330 (109 amino acids)
Cellular component (GO): cytosolic large ribosomal subunit
Molecular function (GO): RNA binding; structural constituent of ribosome
Source: RefSeq, a predicted model, not a curated record